AUGUCAACAGGUGCUCUUCCCACUCCACAACAGCAAUUGCCUGCACAGCUGGCUCAACAUCACCAGACACCGCCGCCACUACCACAAACUCCUCAUGUUCAACAAGCUCAACCCGUUUCUACCCAACAGCAACAACCACAGCAACCACAGGUGCCCAUGCAGCAACUCCAAGGUCAUGCGCAGUAUCAGGUUCAACAGUUCUUUCACCAACGUCAACGUAUGAUGAUGUACCAUCAACAACAACAAGCUGCAGCUGCUGCUGCCGCACGAUCAGGUGCAGGUGGUGUUCCUCCUCCUCCUCCUCAACAAGUUCCUGGUGCUCAUCAGUUGCAAGUUGCUCAACAACCACAACCGCCACAUCCAGCCACACAGCAACAACAACAACAGCAGCAUCCAUCCACUGGCGUUGGUAUGGCAGCCGUUCAACAAGAAAUGUCUCCUCAACCAGCAGCUUUACCCAAUGGCCAACCCAAUACAAAACCAGGUGUAUUACCACCACAACCAUCAUCAUCAUUAUCCAUGCAACAUCAACAUCAUCAUCAACAACAACAACAAAAACCUGCAUUUGUUAUGGAACCACAAAGACUCCAAUCAUCAGGACAAGCGGUGCUACGAUUAUUGGAAUUUGCUGAUAUGAUUAGUCCUGGCGAACAGGCAACGACUCCCGGCUUUUGGUAUCAAUUUGUGGAUGAUUUCUUUGCUACCCCCAGUAAGCUCAAGAUGGACCUAUGGAGUACUCAAAAGAAUACACACGAGACUUAUGAAUUGGAUCGGCCUACCAUUGCGAGGUUCUUUUUGCAGCAAUACACUUGUCAAGUAUCGUCCAUUCAGAUGACUUUGGAAAGGUUGAAUGAGUCAUUCAAGGCGGAUGAGAGUGUCAGUGUCGAUUGUCCCCGUGCAAGUUUGAUUCAUCGUUAUCAACAAGGAGAUAUGGUGAUCUCUACAGGAUCGUUGAAUACUCGUUUCCGACGUAUGCAUAAUGGUGUCUUUAAGAUUGAAUGGAUGGAAUUCAAAUGCAGUCAGCAUGAGGAAUACAUGGAGCGUACCAGAAUGGCUGAGAUCCUGGCAAACACACCAAAGUCCAACAAGGCCAAAGCAGCAGCUGCCAAAAACAUGCAAUUGGAAUCACCUGUCAAUGAAUGGGGUGUCCCUGGCAAGAUGUAUGAUUGGCUCAAGAUGGCUGAAAUGAUGGGCCGAAUGGAUGAAGUUAUCUUUCAUGCUAUGGUGACUAAUAUUGGACCUAGAGAGAGUUUGAAUGCUUUGGCCUAUGAAGCGAAUAUGAAGAAUCCAGAAAUGGCAGGAGCCAACAAGAGUAAUGGUGCCACUGCUGGUAGUGGCGUUGGAUCGGGUGGUAAGGUCAAAGUACCCAAAAGAGAAUCAAAACAAGAUCGGCCAAAGUUGACACGUCAAAAAUCAACUCGCACCAAAAAAACAGCUGCAGAAAAGAAAGCUGCCGCCGCUGCCGCCGCUGCUGCUGCCAAUCCCAAUCCCAAUUCAACGAACGAGACUGCCUUUGCUACUACAGCCGCUGCUGCUGCAAAAUCACCUGUGGUCAAAACUCAACACACAGCAGGAUCAGCUACGAAUACGCCAAUGCAAUCUCAUAAUCAGUUACCACUUUCUUAUAACCAAUCAUUACCACUCCAACAAGGCAAUAUCCCAACGAGUCAGCAACAACAGCAACAUCAAAUGAUGCUUCGUCAACAACAACUUUUCCAUCAGCAGCAGCAGGCUAUGCUACAACAACAACAACAGCAGCACAUGGCAACGGCUAAUGUUUCCAUGCCACCACAACCUGCUUUAAUGCAACAACAACAACAGCCCACCGCAUACCCACAAGUCUCACAGGUUCAUCAACCCGGUACCUGA
Molecule: messenger RNA, 1869 nt
Organism: Lichtheimia ornata
Lineage: Eukaryota; Fungi; Mucoromycota; Mucoromycetes; Mucorales; Lichtheimiaceae
Exons: 7
Coding region: 1-1869 (622 amino acids)
Source: RefSeq, a predicted model, not a curated record